This is a messenger RNA of Camelus dromedarius (Arabian camel), 2364 nucleotides long. RefSeq names its product Wnt family member 2 (gene WNT2). Gene Ontology annotation, cellular component: extracellular region. Gene Ontology annotation, molecular function: frizzled binding; cytokine activity. The coding region runs from base 301 to 1383 and encodes 360 amino acids. NCBI's taxonomy places the organism in Eukaryota, Metazoa, Chordata, Mammalia, Artiodactyla, Camelidae. The transcript is spliced from 5 exons. Gene Ontology annotation, biological process: cell fate commitment; multicellular organism development; neuron differentiation. The record is from RefSeq and is a predicted model, not a curated record.
AGCUGAAGGGACCCGGGCGCGCGGGAGGCGCGCAGAGCUCUCCGGCUGUCCGUGCUCGCCGCGCCUAGGGAAUUGGCUGUGGGCGAGGCGGCCCCGGCUGGCCUUUAUCGCUCACCCUGCUGGUCGCUUGAAACUUUAUCAGCGAGUCUCGCCACUCGCCGCAGACGCGAGCGGGGGGCGGGGGCGCGGCGAGGCGCCGGCGGCCGUGACGAGGCGCUCCCGGCGCUGAGCGCUUCUGCUCCGGGCACGCAUGGCGCCCGCACACGGAGUCUGACCUGAUGCGGACGCAAGGGGGUUAAUAUGAACGCCCGUCUCGGUGGAAUCUGGCUUUGGCUCCCUCUGCUCUUGACCUGGCUCAGCCCUGAGGUCAGCUCUUCAUGGUGGUACAUGAGAGCUAUAAGUGGCUCCGCCUGGGUGAUGUGUGACAAUGUGCCAGGCCUGGUGAGCCGUCAGCGGCAGCUGUGCCACAGACACCCAGACGUGAUGCGUGCCAUUGGCCUGGGCGUGGCCGAGUGGACAGCAGAGUGCCAGCACCAGUUUCGCCAGCACCGCUGGAACUGCAACACCCUGGAGAGGGAUCACAGCCUCUUCGGCCGGGUCUUGCUCCGAAGUAGCCGGGAAUCUGCCUUUGUUUACGCCAUCUCCUCAGCUGGAGUUGUGUUUGCCAUCACCAGGGCCUGUAGCCAAGGAGAAUUAAAAUCCUGUUCCUGUGACCCAAAGAAGAAGGGAACGGCCAAAGACAGCAAGGGCACUUUCGACUGGGGUGGCUGCAGCGAUAACAUUGACUACGGGAUCAAGUUUGCCCGUGCGUUUGUGGAUGCCAAGGAAAGAAAAGGAAAGGAUGCCAGGGCCCUGAUGAACUUGCACAACAACAGAGCUGGCAGGAAGGCUGUAAAGCGAUUCUUGAAGCAGGAGUGCAAGUGUCACGGCGUGAGCGGCUCAUGUACUCUGAGGACCUGCUGGCUGGCCAUGGCCGACUUCAGGAAAACGGGCGAUUAUCUCUGGAGGAAGUACAACGGGGCCAUCCAGGUCGUCAUGAACCAGGAUGGCACUGGUUUCACUGUGGCUAACAAGAGGUUUAAAAAGCCGACGAAAAAUGACCUCGUGUAUUUUGAGAAUUCUCCAGACUACUGUAUCAAGGACCGAGAUGCAGGCUCCCUGGGUACAGCAGGCCGUGUGUGCAACCUGACCUCCCGAGGCAUGGACAGCUGCGAAGUCAUGUGCUGUGGGAGAGGGUAUGACACCUCCCACGUCACCCGGAUGACCAAGUGUGAGUGUAAGUUCCACUGGUGCUGUGCUGUGCGCUGUCAGGACUGCCUGGAGGCCCUGGAUGUGCACACGUGCAAGGCCCCUAAGAGCGCCGACUGGGCAGCCCCUACAUGACCCCAGCGGAGGUCACCAUCCACCUCCCCUCCCGCAAGGACUCCGUCAGAUCUGCAAGGACACUGGCCUUUGGGUUCUCUCUGGGAGAUGCUUCGUAAGGCACGUGGCCUUUGUCUCUACGGAAGCCCCUUCUCCCUCCCUUGGGACCCAGGGACUGGGGCCACACACUGCACAUUAAGCAUCGCCUAUUCUCUCUGACUGCCAGCACACCUCUCCUUGGUCAUGACAGGCUGUUAGAAUGGGCGGGGGUGGGCCCAGAUCACUGCCUCCAUCCACCUAGACACUUCCUCUUUCUAGAGUAGUUGGCCAGAGGGAAAAAGAGGGCCCCAAAGGAACUUCCUCUGUGUUUUCCAACAAAUGUUGACAGUAAAGAAAUUCCAUACAUCCCUCUGGAGGGUAAAGAAAGCAGGAUCAACCCCCACUGAGUUCACUUUAAUUCUUGAAAAGACCAAGCAGGGCUUUUGCCUGAUCAAGUGGUUUUCGCAGCCACCACCUCUGGGGUAACUGGUAAUUGGCUGGAGAAAAAUGACUUUCAAUAAACUUUAGGUUUCAAAUGCAUGUGUUUCAAGGCAUUUGUUGCCAUAUUAAAAUAUGAUGUGACAAGGUGGGUCUGUUGUCCUUUGGUCCAGUUUGGAAUCUUUGCAAGAGCAAAAGCCUCAGAAAGUGAUUGCUUUGCAUUACUGUCUGCUCCAAGUAAAGACCCUUUUAGGGAAUGAGAUCACCAAGAAUCUGAAGGGAAUGAAAAAGAAGACAAAUGACCUGGCAGUAUUCUGUAGCUAUUGGGUGAAGAUGGAGGAAAGUAACCUAGUGAGUGGAAUGUCAGAGAACGUGUCUGUAUAGAUAAGGGGGGAAUAAAAUUCCUAUCUGAUAUGAUGCAGGUGGCCCAUGGAAUUUUGUAACUGAAACGGCUUUGAGAAUGGAAACUUUGGGGAUGACAACCGAAAUGCUGAACGAGAGGUUUCCAGAGCGAGGUCAUGCCUG